UACUAACGUUAUUUCGCUGAAUAAAGUUAUCUAAAUAUCAUACCGAGGUGCCUGAACUGAUGUCAUCAUCAAAGGCUUACACUACGACUAGCACCUGAAAUAAGCUUUAUAACUCCCUUCCAUCGUCCCCUAACAACUUGUCCUUUACAAACACCUGGUUGACGAUUCCCACGUCGUUUAGAGUAGAUUUUUGUUUUCCACGUCCAUAAUGACUCAAAAUUCGUUCAAAUGUAUUAAAGACAACGCUUCUAUCACCGUUUUUGGCGCCUCCGGAGAUCUUGCCAAAAAGAAGACGUUCCCUGCUCUAUUCGGUCUUUUCCGUGACGAUUUAUUGCCAAAAAAUCUUGUAAUUCUCGGCUACGCUCGUUCAAAGCUCGAACACGAUGAUUUUUUGAAGCGUAUCACUCAAUACAUUACAGUUAAUUCAGAAGAUGACAAGCAAAAGCUGGAGGCCUUUAAGCAAAAAUGUAACUAUCUUUCUGGUGCUUAUGAUCAACCUGAGGCAUUUGAAACGCUUGAGAAGCGUCUCCGGGAACUUGAAGGUGAAAGAGACGUGCGGAAUCGCAUGUACUACCUUGCUCUCCCUCCUGAUGUUUUUGUUCCUGUUGUAACCAACUUGAAAAAGAAGUGUUACCCUGAAAAUGGUAUUAUGCGUGUUAUUAUGGAGAAGCCUUUUGGCCAUGACUUGAAGAGCGCAAAGGAGUUGCAAGCUCAAUUAGAUCCAUUGCUUACGGAGGAAGAGCUGUACCGUAUUGAUCACUACUUAGGAAAGGAGAUGGUGAAAAACAUUUCCUUCCUGAGGUUUGCGAACCCCGUUCUCGCUCACAUUUGGAACAAAAACUCUAUUGCCAACGUUCAAGUAACCUUCAAGGAAAGCAUUGGUACUGAGGGCCGUGGUGGUUACUUUGAUUCCAGUACUAUUAUUCGCGACGUUAUUCAAAAUCAUUUGAUCCAAGUGGUCACUUUGCUCGCCAUGGAGAUUCCCAGCAGCUUCAACUCGGAGGAUGUCCGUGACGAAAAGGUCAAGGUGUUGAAGCGCAUGCGUGUCGGCGACAUAAAAGACAUUGUUCUUGGCCAAUUUACAAAGAGCGAAGAUGGCAGUAAACCUGGUUACCUCGAUGACAAGACUGUCCCCGAAGGUAGCCGUUGUCCUACCUUCGCUGCCAUCCCUUUCUUCAUUGACAACGAGCGUUGGAAGGGUGUUCCUUUCCUUCUCAAGGCCGGCAAGGCUUUGAACCAGUCGAAGGUGGAGAUCCGUAUUCAACUGAAAGAUAGUGCUGCUGGUCUUUUCGACGAUAUCUAUCGCAACGAGCUUGUGAUUCGCAUUCAACCCGAUGAAGCUGUUUACAUGAAGGUCAAUGUCAAAUAUCCUGGUCUUCGCACUGAACCUAUCUUGACGGAACUCGACCUGACCUAUUCUCGUCGUUUCGAGAACAUGAAAAUUAAUGAGGCUUACGAAGCCUUGCUCCUUGCCGCGUUCCGUGGUGAUCAAUCGAACUUUGUUCGUUCCGACGAACUCGAAUAUGCUUGGGGUAUUCUCGACCCCGUGUUGUCCUGGUUGGAUAACGAUCGUCCUGAGCCUUUGCCCUACACAUAUGGUUCUCGUGGUCCUGCCGCUUUGGACGAGUUUAUGCAAAAAUUUGGUUUCGUGCACCAUGGCCCCGACAGUUACCAAUACCCCACGACUCGUCUCUCUUUGUAAAACUGUUUUACGUGUGUACUCUGAUAUGUUUGUUACGAAUGGAAUAGGACAAUGAGAUGCUCAAGUGUGAGAUUUCUUUUUGAAACGUUGGUGCAUUCGUCAUUUAAAUUUCCGUUUUUUAAAGAAACCAUUUCUGGUUGUUAAACGACUGUAGAUAAGUACAAGGAGGUGCCGCUCUGCCAGCUGCUUUGCUGAACCCCGAUAAACGUUUGGGAUGCACUUUCUUAAUCUUAAAAAGCUACUACAUUAAAUGUGCCAACGCGGCAGUUACGGUGGGAGAAAAUACAUUCACAGAUGAAAGAGCCUGUAUGGCGCUACCUUUGUUCCUUAUUGUCCUAUAUCGGAAUGAACAUAAAGAACGCUAUGUCGCUUUCUUCUUGGGAUAAUUUCGUGCUUGUGUUACAAUUCAUAGAUCAUAUCGUGCCAUUCAGAGUUGCCAAACUGGCAUUCGCUCUUACCGACGAGACUGAACCCGAGCUUCUCGUACAUCGGAAUCAACUCUUUAUGGGCUAAGAGCGAUACGCGUUUUGGACGGGGAGUAAUGAUUGUUUGGCAGCGGAAAAUCAGCUCCUCAAUAAGUUUUCUGGCGUAUCCCUGACCUCUGUGUGCAGGGUGAACUGUGACUGAGUGCAGAGCGACAUUGCUUCCGUUGCUGUCGUUCUUCUCCAUCGAUUCCAUAGUCACAAAGUCGGAUGAGGUACGAGUUGUCAAUAAAUGACCAAUCAACAUGCUAGUGUUUGCCGUUGGGGCAAUAAGACCAAGCUGGAGUGCUUGGUUGUUACUAACUCUGCUGCGGAUCUGGUUUUCGUUUUCAUUUAGUAUCUCUGCCGAAGAAAAUGUUUACAUUGAGCCGUACCUUUGCUUCUGAAGCGCGUUCAUCUUCUGGAAAACAGCUUGCCUCGAGCUUAGCUGCUUCCUUGACGUCUUUCUUUUCCAAAUUACGAAUACAAACCAUGUUGGUGAUGAUAGGUGUUAGUUAUUAACUGAGCUUAACAAGAACGCUGCUGUAUUGCAAGCCUUAGACAGGUCUUAUGUAAGUUGCAGUGGGCAAGUA
This is a messenger RNA of Schizosaccharomyces japonicus yFS275, 2756 nucleotides long. RefSeq names its product glucose-6-phosphate 1-dehydrogenase. The record is from RefSeq and is a predicted model, not a curated record. Lineage: Eukaryota; Fungi; Ascomycota; Schizosaccharomycetes; Schizosaccharomycetales; Schizosaccharomycetaceae. The coding region runs from base 209 to 1702 and encodes 497 amino acids. Gene Ontology annotation, biological process: pentose-phosphate shunt; glucose metabolic process. The transcript is spliced from 3 exons. Gene Ontology annotation, molecular function: glucose-6-phosphate dehydrogenase activity; NADP binding; oxidoreductase activity, acting on CH-OH group of donors.